AUGGACAAACGCGACCAGAGCUUUUCACUCUAUAACCUUCUCGGAAGGCUCGGUAUCAGCGUGCCGAAUCCGGAUUACACGAAACCCGUCACUAGAGUAUAUGAGGACCUCGCAUUGGCUCUCUGCCUUCAUUCGGGUUCAUUUUGGGUUUUGCAUAUGGGGUCUAGCGAAGACAAAGUAGACGGACUGCCAUCAUGGGUUCCAGACUUCAGCCAAUUCAGCCCUGGAGGUUUUAAAGAUCAGUGGGACCUGCUUUCGAAUCCUCCACCGAUCAUCGCUGAAGAGGUUUCGGCAAUUGGCCUCUUACAAAGCGGACGCAACACCGGACAAUUAUUAAUCAGGGCUCGACGCCUGCCGCCUGUGACAAUGAUUAGCGGAUUCCAUGUACCAAACGCACGAUACCUUUCAACGACGGUGAAUUAUGGCGAAGAUAUCAAAGAUCUAGUCCUACCCGCAGUAGCUCAAUGGUUUCUCUUUGCUGAGAGCCUAGAAUUCUUUCCGUCUCGAAGACGUGGUGCCGAAGCCUUACUUGCUCUCAUCGCGAGUCUAGCAACCGAAAAGACAAGCGACGAUGAAUUCAAACCCAAGGCGGAUAUCACACAGACUUGGUGGACAAACUUCUACAAGGGGCUCAUGAUGGGUUUCACUGCCGAAGGACAACGGUCGACAAAAAAACUAGUCAAAUCCGCUUCUCGGCGUGGACGAUGCGUGAGCGCGCAUGGAGGCUGCGAGAGACCCAAUGCACAGUCCAUUGGCUGGUCAAUGAUGAACGAGAAUAUGACAGACAUUGACACCACGUCUAGAGUCCUGCUGGCUUGUCAGGGCCUGAGCCUUUGCCUGGUUGGCCAGGGCAUGCUGGCAGUGUGCGACGGCCCAGUCCAAACCGGUGACGUGCCGGUGUUCGGGGCCGGGUUAAUGGAAGAGCUGAUUCUCCGACCACGAGGCGAGGAGUUCGAAGUGGUCGGAACUGCUCGUAUCCUGAACUUCGAGGAUGACGAAAUCCCAAAGCCGUUUUCUGGGUUGGACGAUGACAGGUUGGAGACUUUGACUUUAGUCUAG
Messenger RNA from Colletotrichum tamarilloi, 1059 nucleotides. RefSeq lists its product as uncharacterized. Bases 1 to 1059 code for a protein of 352 amino acids. The record is from RefSeq and is a predicted model, not a curated record. Lineage: Eukaryota; Fungi; Ascomycota; Sordariomycetes; Glomerellales; Glomerellaceae. The transcript has a single exon.